Messenger RNA from Aspergillus melleus, 1639 nucleotides. RefSeq lists its product as uncharacterized. The record is from RefSeq and is a predicted model, not a curated record. Bases 54 to 1577 code for a protein of 507 amino acids. Gene Ontology annotation, molecular function: carbohydrate:proton symporter activity. Gene Ontology annotation, biological process: carbohydrate transport; transmembrane transport. Gene Ontology annotation, cellular component: membrane. The transcript is spliced from 5 exons. NCBI's taxonomy places the organism in Eukaryota, Fungi, Ascomycota, Eurotiomycetes, Eurotiales, Aspergillaceae.
CGACAGAUGGCACUCUCGUUUCAAAAUCAAUUGUCCAACUGCCAUGGAUCACGAUGCAGGGGUCCAACACAUCUCUAUUUUCGGGUAGAAUUACCUUAAAGCUACUAUGUGCGGCUUUGUGCUUUGGAAUGUCAGGCACUUCGCGAGGUCUCGACGAAGGUCUCAUCGCCAGCACAAUAGCCGAUAAACCAUUCAUCGACAAGUUUGGGCUUGAGGCUGACUAUCUCAGCGCGGCCGAGCAAGCCAACCGACAGUCAAAUGUCACUACCAUGGUCACCAUUGGCUGUCUGCCUGGUGCCUUCCUCGCAUUCCUGUGGAGUGAGAAGAUUGGUAUUCUCUGGGCCAUGAGACAGGCGUGUGUCAUCUGGAUCGUCGGAUGCAUUAUUUUCUUGACAUCCCAUUCAAUUGGACAACUCUACGCGGGCCGUUUAAUAAUGGGAAUGGGCAUCGGGCAGUUCGAGGUGCUGGCACCGGUUUACCUCGGUGAAGUGGCUCCCCGGGAGAUGCGUGGGAUACUGAUCGGCCUAUUUGGCAUGUCAGAAUAUCUAGGUAUCAUGACAGGGUAUUUUUCCAUAUGGGGCGCAUCCAUCCACAUUCCGGAUUGGAGCUCGAAACAGUGGAUCAUCCCGCAUAGCGUACAAAUCAUGUGGGCUGGCUUGCUGCUCAUAGCCUCCGUAUUCUGCGAAGAGAGUCCCCGAUAUAUGUGUAAAAAGGGCCGCCACGAUAACGCCGCCAAGACGCUGGCAAAGCUCUGGGACUUAUCAGCCUUUGACCCUGCUGUCCAAGAAGAGAUCAAUAGUGCACAACGACAACUAGAAGAAGAAUCCGGUCACACAUCAGCGCGAUCGUUUUUCGGGACGGCGAAGAGUCUGUUCACAACUAAGGAGAACCUUAAACGUAUUGCCUUUAUCUUUACCCUUCAGUGUCUAAUUCAGUGGUCCGGCCCUACUUCUAUAACAACUUACGCUCCCCGCCUUUUCGCUCUGUUCGGCAUAGAGGGCCAAUCCCAGACACUCUUCACGACAGCCAUUUUUGGCGCUGUGAAGUUUGCCUCCGCGCUCGGCUCUGCCCUUUUCAUGAUCGACUUGCUUGGUCGACGCAGAACACUCUAUAUCGGACUAACCAUGCAGCUGGUGGCAUUUGUCUACUGCGCCAUUUUUCUGACCAUCUACUCGACCCUGUCGGAGGCAUCGCAGGACGCGCUAGCCGCAAAGCAUGCUGCUAUCGGCGCCAUCGUCAUGAUUUAUCUGAUCGGUGUAGCAUGGGCAUUGGGUUGGAACUCCAUCCAGUACAUUAUAACCGCGGAGAUCUUUCCGCUUCACGUGAGACUCGCAGGGUCGAGUUUGGUAACUAUAUGGCAUUUUGGAAACCGGAUGGGCACUUCAAAGGCCGUUCCCACUAUGCUACUUGAACAUGGGUCUAUGGCACCAAAGGGAACUUUCUGGUUCUUCUCGGCGGUGUCGCUCGUGGGUAUGAUUUUCACGUGGAUGUUUCUCCCAGAGACGUCGAAGAAAAGCUUGGAGGAGACAGGUGAUCUGUACACGAAAGGAAGGGCUCAUGGAGAGGAGAGCAAUUAGAGGUUACAGGUAAAGGAUCGCGGGACGCCAAAUUACAUGAUGGAAAGCUUGAGAAGUGAUAG